Molecule: messenger RNA, 6245 nt
Organism: Entelurus aequoreus (snake pipefish)
Lineage: Eukaryota; Metazoa; Chordata; Actinopteri; Syngnathiformes; Syngnathidae
Product: protein cordon-bleu-like
Exons: 20
Coding region: 349-4944 (1531 amino acids)
Biological process (GO): actin filament polymerization; actin filament network formation
Cellular component (GO): plasma membrane; terminal web; neuronal cell body
Molecular function (GO): actin monomer binding
Source: RefSeq, a predicted model, not a curated record
UAUGCACAUACUGCUGGCCUAAAUAGCAUGUUAGCAUCGAUUAGCUUGCAGUCAUGCAGCGACCAAAUAUGCCUGGUUAGAAUUCCAGCAAGUCAAUAACACCAACAAAGCUCACCUUUGUGCAUUCGCGCACAGCAUAUAAUGUUGGUGGACAAAAUGAGACAAAGAAGGAGUGACCUAAAACGCGUCUUUCUGUUGCAGCGCCGGAGAAACUUUUACACGUAAACAAACUGCGUGGUUGCUUGCUCUGCGUACCAAUCUGCUAAUUCAUUCCUACAUGAGCAGGUUUCAGCCUGGGAUAAUGACACAACUGUGACCUAUAAACUCCCCCUUGUGAGGGUCUUACACAUGCUCCUCAUCACGACAAAGGUGAAACCACGGCGGAUAUCUAUUCUCUUUGGGACAAGUAGCGGAGCACAUCUUGAGCGCCGCAAUCUUCUCCUCAAGCUGGAUUUCACCGCAAUGACAGAAGCGUCAGAAGCGGCGGCUGGGAGAAUGAAGGCGCGGGCCCCACCUCCACCACAUCCCCCCCAACCAGCCCCCCGCCACAUCCUUACAAACAGUGUACCUGAUGGGGGUGGAACACUGGCCCUGGACGUCAAAGAGAACCUGAUUAGACUGUCUGUAGAUUUUGAGCUGACUCUACCACAAGGCUACCGGACAUCUCUAACAGAGGAUGGGAGUAAGGCGCUGAUGGACUUGCUGGUUGAUCUGUGUAGCCGCUACCAUCUGAAUCCAGCACUGCACACACUGGAGCUGUUGUCACCCGAAGGCCACGCUUUAGGGUUCAAGCCCAACUUACUGCUGGGCUCCCUCAAUGUGGCCUGUGUCCUCAUCAAGGAGAAAGCCUGCGAAGAGAAAGCGGUGCUUCGCAGACCGGCACCUAAAGUCCCUGAGAAAACAGUGCGUUUGAUGCUGAACUAUCACAGCGGUCAGAAGGCAGUGGUACGGGUCAACCCGUCGGUACCACUCCAGGCCCUGAAACCGGUAAUUUGUGAAAAGUGCGAGUUAGACCCUACACGUGUCCAGCUCCUCAAGGACAGCAUCAGUCGUGAAGAGUUACCACUGGACAAAUCUUUAACACAGCUUGGAAUUAAGGAGCUGUAUGUUCUUGAUAAGAGUCAAGUUCUGCAGUCUAAACUGGCUUCCAUUCCUGCUCUAAACUACUCAGACUCCAUCUGCUCCAGCACCGCCAGUUUAGACACAGGGACUAAAAAAGGUCUUUUUGGUUUAUUCCAGCUUGGCAGGAGAAAGUCCAAGACAGAGACAACCUCUUUUGGCAUGGAUGACCCCAAUGAUAAAGUUACACUUAAUGCAGGCCAAAGCUUCAAUGGACUCCCCACAGGCAGAGGACAUCCAGGCAUUGAGGAUCACUACAGCACAUUGACCCAGUCUCAGUCUGUCAUCAACAUCUUCGGGACAUCUCCCAAGUCUGACACCAAGAAGCGUAGGGCUCCAGUACCACCACCAGGGGCUCCGACAUCAUCCAUGGGACACAGUAAUUUGGAGGCUUGUCAAACCUUCAAUGGCUCAGAAAGUCAGCAAAGGAAAAGAAAAGCUCCAGCUCCUCCUUCCACUCCAAGUUCCAUCACCCCAGAUGUUAACAAAGCAUCUGCUUUUUCUACGCCCACACCUGUUAACCAUGCAAGUGUAAAACCUUCUCCAGCCUUCCGCACCAACAUGACCCAGUCAACCACCGUCACUUCCACCACUGUGUCAACAGUGAGGCCACAAUCCAUGAGGAUUCAAGUUAAUCCCCCAUCUAGCUCCACCGUUACCCCUAAAGGUGGCUCCCCCACCCCAAGCAGCAGCACUUCUGACAGCCAAGUUAUUCAGGACUCCAGCUCUGAAGUCAGCCGGAGCCCUGAUGACUCCGAUCUUGACACGGAUGACACUUUAUCCCACUAUAGUACGCGGACCAGCAGCACUGCAAGCGGAUCAGUGCCGACCCAAGCCCCUGCAAAUACCUCCAUAAAGAAAAUGAGGGAACUCGAUGUGUCCAGCAAAUUAGUGCCAGCUUCAACUAGCAUCUCCAGGACAGAGAGUGAGUCAUUCCUCAAUCCUAAAGUGGAUGAAGCUGAGAACAGACACAGUGAACUGGGAACAGCUGAUUUGCAAGUCCCACCCAAGCCUCGUCGUUCCCCAGCCCUGGAACAUCCUCCCCUGCACUCCCCUUCGCUUGAUCCCAUAAAAAGCCGCUACUCACGGAGCACCAAGGAAAAGGAGGACUCUGCUUCCCAGUCCUGGCUGUACUCAAUGCAGAGCACUGCAGCUGAUGUCAAGGUCCAAGAAAAUGAAAGACCUGAGGAGGAGACUCUGUCUCUGGGAAGCAGCAGUAGCAGGGGCAGCAGUCUACCAGAUCAAGGUUAUGCUGCUUCUGAGGGAAUGGUUGAUGGUGAGGACUCAGGCCUGGUGAGUUCCCCAUCCGACACCUAUCCCACAUCCCCAGAGGGAAGUUUGUUUUUGGAGAGAAGUUCUAAAGAGGAGCAAGGAGAGAGACUGCCUGGCCCAGUCCGGGACAUUUCCAGUGACAGCGAUGAAGGAUGUGCCACCUGGAGUUCAUAUGAGAGUCGCAACAAACUUCAGGGUAAAUCAGGCAGAACAAAUGGUACCUAUGAAGAAAAAUAUAAAUGGCUCCAUCACACCAAUUUGGUGGCAGACAUUUCAGAGUGUCCUAGGGUUCCUGUGUCUGUAGUGGACAUGGAUAUACCCGUCACAGCUAUAGACGAAAUAGUGGAUGAGGAAAAUAUAGCAACAAGACCCACUGGCCCCAAGUUGUCUCACAGUAAAGGUUCAGAAGGUGCUGCAGAAUGGCGCAACAAAAACAAUAAUGCUUUUACAGCUUCCACAAAUAAAAGCAGCAUUGUAAAUUCUAGGCAUGUAUCUCAACCGGAGCAGUAUAGGACGCCACUGGAAAAGGCAGCAAUUGUGCAUACAGAUGAAAACACGAUUUGUAAAAAAACACAUCAAGCGAUGACUAAAGGUGUGAAAGAGGAUAAACAAAGACCAUUUGCAGAUUUUGAGUCUCAGGAACAAAGCAAACAUAUGAUCAAAAAUCUUAGGAGUAAUCCUCAUUGUUUACCUGAGGACAGUCCUGUUCUAUCCCCAGCCAGCCAUAGAUCAUUGUCCACAGAACGAGUAGAGACUCACAGUGUCUACCAAAAUAACUCCAGCUCUAUUUUGCAAAGGAAAGUUACUUGUAAUCCCACCUCGCGAUGUGGUAUGAAAACAUUUACUGUUGUUCCUCCUAAAGCCUCUGUCUUGCAAGGUGCUAAGCAAAAUGCAUCUGCAUCAAUAACUGCUAGUGCCAUUACAAUUGAAUGUGGUGGGGGUGGUCACCACAACAAUCGAGUUGAUCCAACACAAUCUUUGAUUGCCAACAGUGAUGGGGCCCCACUCAUAGGAAAAGCCAAAGCUUUUUGGAGCUCUAGUGAAAGAAAAGAAUGUGCUGGUUCUUGCAGCAAAGGUGUGAUUGACAAACCAAAGGAGAGCUUGGAUAACUUUAAAAAUACUCCCACAUCUAAUUCAGAGACUACAUUGACCACUAACAGAAGAAAAGAACUUGUGAAAACACAUAGACUAAAUCAUUCUGCAGAGAGUACCUUGUUCAAAGAGACUGGUCAUAAAAGGAACGAAUCAUUAAACAGUGUCUUUACAAAACAGCAUCAUGCAGAAAUUGAUAUUUUAGCACACGAAAGUAUUAAUCAGCCACCACAGGCUCAAGAUUUUUCUCCGUUCCUCAAAACAAACAGACGUACCUCCAGUCAAUAUGUGGCGUCUGCCAUCAAUAAGUACAUCCCAAAGACCUUCACAAAAACCAACAUUGUGUCUUUUCCUGCUCAGUCCUCUCCUUUAACACAACCCAAUGUUGCCUUUCGUUCAUUGGGUCGCUCCAUACAAGUGAAUCCACGACAGUCCUCUAAGAUCUCUUUGAUAGAUAAUAAGUUUGAUAAAUCUGGUAUGCACCACCCUGGUCCUGUGAGGUCCAAGAGCUACCCUGAAUUUGUGUCAGACAGCCAUAGUGUAGUCAAAGAAGACAAGGGAAGCGAUUUUGUUGAAUCCGCCAAAGAUAGCUUGUGGUCACUCGGGCCAGUCUCAGACAAAAUUAAACACUUUCAGUCAAGCUGUUCCCCACAAAUGACCUUGACUGAUGGCAAUAUUAGACAAGUUAACAGUAAUCGGUGUCAAAGCCCCACAGCUUCACAGAGUAGUCCUCUUCAACUAACUGCCAAACCACCAACCAAGUGUCUAACAGCCGAUGUUGCAAAACCAGAACUGUCAUGUCGAAAGUCGGACGGUGCCGACACCUUUGGACCUCCACCUGUGAACAUAUUUGGACCAGUUAAAAAGUUCAAGCCAGUGAUCUGUAGAUCUGUUGAUCGAGAGACCUCUCUGCACAGUAAUCUAAUGGAAGCUAUCCAGGCAAGUGGUGGCAAGGAUGGGCUCAAGAAGAUAUGCUCAUCUCGUGCCAGAAGCAAAGAGGCGUCUUCUAAUGAGAGUGCUAGGUCCGCUCUUCUUGCUGCUAUUAGAGCCCAGAGCAGCUCUGAAAGACUGAGGAAGACUAAAUCUGGGGCUGCUGAUGAGCUCCAAAGAUGCAGAAAUGCAGCUUUUAAGGAGGAACAAAGGAAAGAUGUUCCCUCAUCUCCCUCAACAGUUUCUUUGACGUGCUCUUCGCCCUUCUUUACAUCAUCAUCGCCUUCCAUACUUUCACCUCCACCACCACUUUCUCCCUUCUUGCACCAAGCUAAGCAUACCGCUGUAGCACGUCCAAGUGCAAAUGCCCUCACAAACCCCGCCUUGGCUAGGGAGGCUAUGAUGGAGGCCAUCCGUUCUGGAGCCGCUGCAGAAAAUCUAAAAAGGGUGGCAGUGCCCACAAAGACGGUCAAAGUGAACGGCAGACUGGGAACAAUCAAUGCAACCUCCUCCAAGCUCUCUUUGCAAUAACCAUCAACGCAAGAAAUAUUAAGUCUUUUUUCCUGCAGUGCUUUGGAGUGGACAUUUGUGAAACUACGUGUUUGUGUCACUGACAUAAUGUGUGAAAAAGGCAGAUGAAACAUUGCAAAUCUGAAAGCAACAGCAUGACCGGAAACAACGAGUUUAAGAAUGCUUGAUUUAACUUAGCUGCUGACAGGUUUGAUGUUUUUUGUUUUUUUUAAUUGAAAAUCAGAUGUGUUUCUCUGCUGGAAGUCUUCUCGGUGUCCAUCUUUGAUUACACGAACACUUCAACUUUUCAACAAAAUGUGCCAAUGAAAGCAGAAUGCAUUACGCCUUUUAUUCUCAUUUUUGUUUACCACAGCUGAGAUUUGCAUGUUGCUCAGUGUUAUGUACAUGAUGUAAAAAAAAUCCUAAUGUGAUGCAAUAGAUUUUACUUUUAAUUUUAGUUAAUGUUCAUUUAGAUAUUGUAAAGAAUGCCAACGAUCUGGAUAUGAUUCACAAGUGCCUGUUCGUUUAUUAUACACCAUUUAUACAUGCACUUGGUCAGUGUUUAGCAGCCAUGUUUAUAUUGAAAUACAGGAGAAGUGUAAUUUAACCUGUCUUUAUUUUUUUUAAAUAUUUCUUAAAUAAUAUUGAUUUGUUCACAGCGUGCAGAGUAUGUAAUAGCUUUGUCAGCAGUAUCUUAAGAGUUACUGCAUUUUUGUUUUUGUGCUUCAGUGCUAUACAUAUAAAUAGUUUACAUUUCAGAGUAGUUGUAUUUAAUUUAGGAAAAGCGCGGCCACCGCUGCUGCUCACUGCUCCCCUCACCUCCCAGGGGGUGAUCAAGGGUGAUGGGUCAAAUGCAGAGAAUAAUUUUGCCACACCUAGUGUGUGUGUGACAAUCAUUGGUACUUUAACUUUUAACUUUAAAAGCCGUAUGCUGCUAUUGACGAUUUUGAAUUUGAGAACUACUGUACAUGUAUAUUGAAUCAGUUUUCCAUAUUAAGAUUUGCAUGCUUGCUGCUGUAAUAGAUUAACAUUAAAGUGGAGGGAUUUCAUGUAGAUUAAUUUAUGUUCAGUCUUAAAUUUAAAAAAAAAAAAUAUUUAUGUUCAGUUUUAUACAAGAAAAAAGUUGUUUUUAUCCAGAUUAUAAAAAAAAUCAUUUUGUAUCAUUCUACCACAUUUUGUUUUGAGAUAAACCGAAAAGCCCUCAACUUUGUGUUGUAUAAUUUGUAAACAAAUGAAAACAUGUUAUUUCAUUGCUGGCUGGGGAUUUAUAUAAUUGUUUGUUUUUCUGAGAGGGUUGCACUUAGUUUGUCUACCUAAUGUUU